AUGUCGCCACCCGAUAACAGGUAUGACAUCGUCAUCGUGGGCGCAGGCCCCGUCGGCAUUCUGCUUUCUCUGUGUCUCUCGCGCUGGGGGUACAAGGUCAAGCACAUCGACAACAGACCCGUGCCCACUGCCACUGGUCGCGCGGAUGGCAUCCAGCCACGAUCCAUAGAGAUCCUGCGGAACCUGGGGCUGAAGCGCGCCUUGAUGGCCAACGAGCCGGCCAAGGUGUUUGAUGUCGCCUUCUGGGACCCUCAGCCUGGCGGUAACGGCAUCCACAGGACUGGGAACUGGCCGAGCUGUCCGCGCUUCAUUGACACCCGAUUCCCCUUUACGGCGCUGGUGCACCAGGGCAAAAUCGAAAAGAUGUUUUUGGAUGAGAUUGAAAAGGCGGGGACGUUUAUUCAGCGUCCCUGGACCAUUGUCGAUUUCAAAAACAGCGGCCGCGACGAGGCGUACCCCGUCGAGGUCAGUCUCAAGUGUCUCGAUACCAAUGUGAUCGAGAACGUGCGCGCCAAGUACCUCUUCAGCGGAGAAGGUGCCCGGAGCUUUGUCCGGGAAAAACUCGGCAUUGGCAUGUCGUACAAGGACCAGAUUUCUUUUGUCUGGGGCGUGAUGGAUGGUGUUGUUCGCACCGAUUUCCCCGACAUUCAGACAAAAUGCACAAUCCACUCAGACAGCGGCUCAAUUAUGGUGAUUCCCCGAGAGGAAAACAUGGUGCGGCUGUAUGUGCAAAUUGCUUCAUCCACCGAUUCCGAUUGGAGCCCGAGAAAGACUGCUACUGCCGAGGAAGUACAGGAGAUCGCCAAAAAGAUUCUUCAGCCGUAUAGUAUCGAAUGGGACCGCGUCGAGUGGUAUUCGGUAUACCCUAUCGGACAGGGAAUCGCGGAAAAGUACACCCUUGACCAUCGUGUCUUUAUGGGUGGAGAUGCCUGCCACACGCAUAGCCCAAAAGCCGGUCAGGGAAUGAACACUGCCUUCCACGACGCCCUCAAUCUUGCCUGGAAGCUGCAUGCGGUAGAGAGCGGUUUUGCAAACCGAUCUAUUUUGGAGUCAUAUGAGCUCGAACGAAAACAGAUUGCCGAGAACCUGUUGAGCUUCGAUAACAAAUACGCUGCACUUUUUUCAAAGCGGCCCCCAACAGCAGAAGAGGUUGGCAACGCAAAGUCAGGUCACAGCGACGGCGAAGAAGACGACUUUGUCAAGACUUUCAAGUCAUCUUGCGAGUUUACAAGUGGUUACGGAGUUGCAUACGAGCCCAAUGUCUUCAACUGGAGUUCCAGCCACCCAGCAAAAUCGCCCCUGUUUGGCAUUGAUGGCGUCAAGCUUACGCCUGGACGCGUUUUUACUCCAACCAGCGUCACGCGCCUCUCUGAUGCAAACUUUGUCCACCUGGAACAAGAAGUCCCCGCCAACGGAGCAUUCCGCAUCUUUGUCUUUGCCGGUUCGCCAUCAAGGAACAAGGUGGCCAUUGAAGACUUUGCACAGAACCUUGAAAAGGAAAACUCUUUCCUGUCUGUCUACCGCCGACCAGACCUGGGCCAUGUAUCCUACUUUGAGCGACACAACCCUCACUCGAAACUAUUCACGAUCAACGUCAUCUUCGCUUCGCCGAAGAAUGCAGUAGAGGUAUCAUCCUUGCCCCAGGUGAUCAAAGACUAUCACCAUCACAUAUACGCCGACGAUAUCCCCGAUGUACGCGUACCACACGCCAAAUUUCCUGCUCAUGAAAAGUUGGGUUUUGAUCCUGAAAAGGGCGGUGUUGUGGUUGUGCGCCCUGACAGCCAUGUUGCCUGUAUCGUGCAGCUUGUUGAAGGCAGUGGUACUGUUGAUGCUCUGAAUGAGUAUUUUAACAGUUUCUCUACGAAUGAACUCGGCCAAGCGUCGUCGAGUCGACUUCAACGGGGCACGCGGCAAGCGGCAGGCGCAGGCGUUAAACCUUUGCCGGCAAUCGACACCGACCCCGCAUCAUCAGACCACCCACCAGAGCCAUCAUCACCAAGUCACCAAGCAAAACAAAACAACCAAAAUGCUCUCCUUGGUACUAACAGCCGACCUGCAAGGGUGAGGCCGUGUACCAGUCUGAUAAUUCCAAUUCCAUUGCUGACGUCGUCCCCCAGUGUGACCGAGCUGCGGCCGCAGGACACCGAGGAAGACCCGUACUAUUACACCUUCAAGGUCCUCUGCAGUUCGUGCAGGGAGGUGCAUCCGAAUUGGAUUAGCUUUACGCGUUAUGAAAAGCACGAAAUCCCCGGAAGUCGCGGCGAAGCCAAUUUCGUAUGGAAAUGCAAGGUCUGCGGGAAAACACACUCUGCAAGCAUUUCUGCGGGCCCAAACGCCUACGAGGCGACGGAUAAUGCCAAGGCAAAGACCCAGAAGAUUGUCGAGUUUGAUUGUCGCGGGCUCGAAUUUACAGAGUUUAAACCGGAUGGCGAAUGGGCAGCCAAAGGUGCGGAAAGCUCAACUGUCUUUACAGAAAUAGACCUGACCGAGGGCGACUGGUACGACUACGAUGAAAAGGCUAGUGAAGAGGUGAGCAUCAAGGAGAUGACCUGGGAUAUCAAGAACGUGAAUUCCAACCAGUCAACCCGCGUCCCUUUCUGCAGGCCAAGUACGAAACCCUCUUCGCGCAAAGAGCUGAAAAAACCCCACGCUAAUAAUCUGUUUCCUUUCAGAGUCGGCUCCGCCUUCGUGAUCCGCCUUAAAUGGGGCCAGACCGAGUAUCGAGGAACCCUCGAGAGCAUAGAUUCCUAUAUGAAUGUAUUGCUGCGGGACACGGAAGAGUUUAUCGACGGCAAGAACACGGGCAAUCUGGGAUUAGUGCUGAUCAGAUGCAAUAACAUUUUGUGGAUGGGUGGUGCGGAUGGUGUUGAAAUGACGGAUUUGGGAUUGAAAUAA
Messenger RNA from Talaromyces rugulosus, 2895 nucleotides. RefSeq lists its product as uncharacterized. The transcript is spliced from 8 exons. Gene Ontology annotation, biological process: spliceosomal snRNP assembly. Gene Ontology annotation, cellular component: spliceosomal complex. Lineage: Eukaryota; Fungi; Ascomycota; Eurotiomycetes; Eurotiales; Trichocomaceae. Gene Ontology annotation, molecular function: FAD binding; RNA binding. Bases 1 to 2895 code for a protein of 964 amino acids. The record is from RefSeq and is a predicted model, not a curated record.